GUGGAGAAUCGAUCUAUGGAGAUCCUUUUGCAGAUGAGGUCCAUUCGCGGCUGAGGUUCAAUCAUCGGGGAAUCCUGGCCUGUGCUAAUGCAGGAAAACCCAACUCCAACAACAGCCAGUUCUUCAUCACUCUGGAUAAGUGUGACUGGCUGGACAGAAAACAUACUAUUUUUGGAAAGGUGACAGGUGAUACGAUCUACAACCUUGUGCGGUUGGGGGAGUUGGAAACGGAAGAGGAUGAUCGUCCAGUGGACCCACCCAAAAUAAUCUCUGUUGAGGUUUUGUGGAAUCCUUUUGAUGAUAUUGUUCCAAGAGAGGAUCACAUCAAGAGAGAAAAGGAUGAGGAGGAACAACUGGCUGCAGAAGAAUCAAAGAGAAAAUCUAAGAGGAAAGGCACAAAGAAUUUGGCACUUUUGUCAUUCGGAGAGGAAGCUGCAGAGGAGGAGCAAGAGAUUUCCAAAGUCGGCCACAAGAUAAAAAGCAGCCAUGACCUCCUUGACGAUCCACGGCUGAUCAAGAGCGUAGAGCUGGAUGAUGACGAGCUGCAGAGGAGGCAAGACCUGAAGUUAUCGGUACGCCAAGCGCUGAAGAAAGGACAGGACAAAAAUGACGAAGCAAAGGGAGGAUCGUCUUGGGGCCGUGUGCCUGCUGACACUGCCAGCGACAGUGAGAAGGAUAGUGCUGACGAUGGCGAUGGCGAUGAUGCUGAUUUCGAUGCGCGUAUGAGAAGGAAGAUUCUGGAAAAACGCAAGAUGAUGGAAGCAGGAAGAAAGGCGGGUGACCGUAAAGGCAACAAGAGCGGCACCAGGUCAAAAAGGCAAGUGGAUGAUGUCAAAGAGGAGACGGACAGUGAUGACGAGAACGAGGAAGGGAGCAGCAGGUCUAAGAAGAAGGAUGCCCUUGUGAUUAAGAAGAAAGGAAUGGGGUCCGUGGGCAGGGCACAGUUGGCCAGCGCAAUCAACAAGGACACGGAACUGAUGACGAAAGGGGAGCGAGUCAGAGAGCAAGUAAAGCAGAGAAAGCGGAGCAACAAAGGAAGGGAGAGCGAGGUGGGUUAGACCACCGGUACCUCCGGGCCUCUUUUUCUUUUUCCAGACACGGAUUUGCACUGCGUGCCAAUGAAAAACGAACCGCCAG
Molecule: messenger RNA, 1137 nt
Organism: Chara braunii
Lineage: Eukaryota; Viridiplantae; Streptophyta; Charophyceae; Charales; Characeae
Source: the annotation of a GenBank genome assembly